Molecule: messenger RNA, 1638 nt
Organism: Paramuricea clavata
Lineage: Eukaryota; Metazoa; Cnidaria; Anthozoa; Malacalcyonacea; Plexauridae
Source: the annotation of a GenBank genome assembly
AUGAAAGAGAAAUAUGAGGAUGAAUUGGCGAGGUAACAAAACAUUUGUCCUUACACAUUUUCUGUUGAGCAUUUUGUUUAACGAAAGAAUCGGUAAUCUGUUGCACGCCCCUCAUGGAAAUCAGAAUUUUUUUGUUGGAGCAGCGUAUUAAAGUAAAAUGUUUAUGUAUGUAUGCGUGUAUAUGUGUAUAUAUGUAUCGGUUUCUAAUAUCAUUAUACAAAAUGGAGCAGGAGCACGCUACCCGACAAAAUCUGGCGCUGUUGGCUUUUGCCUACACCCCAUGCAAAAACUGUGUUUCAUGGAGGGGGGAAAGCCAGUGGCGCCAAAAUUGUAUGGGUUGUGUGUCUGGGGGCAUGUAGAAUUUUCUUAGGAUUAAGUUUUUCGUCAGGGAAGUUACCAACAGCUAGUUGUAGAAAUUUUUGCACACCCCGUCACGUGUUAAAUAUUAGUUAUAUGUCUUGUGCUUUUGUUAGGGUAGAACCUACACGUAGAUUUGUAUUACUUUUUAGUGUGUCCUUUAAAAGUCUUAGUAAGUGACUUUUCAGUCAGUAAACUGAUUUAAAUUAGUCCAAUCUGGAUUUUUGCAGCUUACCUUGGGUGCAAGAUUUCUACAUUGGUGUCGCGAGCGAACCAGAAAAAUCAUGGCAAGUAUACAUAACCUGCGCUCACAACAAAGUACCAUCUAUGGCCGAUCUGAAGAAAAUAUUUGGCGUGGACAUUUCCUACUAUGUUGAUUUUAUCCAAGAAAGCAUCGAUGAGGAUAGUAAACGUAGCAAGGAAUCGCUACCUUGCCCUUCUUAUUUGCGAGAACCUAUUUCAGGAGAUGAGCUUUGUGUGCAAGAAGUGAAGAAGGUAAAGGUGGAUAUGGAGCAGUCGGCAUCCUAACUUGUGAUAAUGAAAAGCACUACGCAAGCACCUGCUAUCAUGUAUGUUUUAAGAACGAUUUACCUAAAAAUGACAUUAAAGAAGGUCACAAAAUACUCAUGCUUUUUAUUUAUUUAUUUAUUUAGCUUUGCCAACUAGGGCAGGGUUACCACAACAGCAUAUGCCAAUUACUGUGGGCCCUUUUUACCUAACCCACCCUGUCAACUUUCCCUGUGAGAGGAAACCGGAGUACCCGGGGAAAACCCACGGCUUUCGGCAGAGCGUUGACUUUUACUCUUUUCACAUGAGGACUGGGUUCGAGUCGCACUGAGAAGGUACUUAGUGAGUUUCGAACCUGCAGCCUCAGAGGUGAAAGGCAAGUGCGCUAACCACUGCGCGAACGAAUCCAAAGGUUGUCAAGGUGCCACAUGCGUGUUCACAACAGACCAACAUAUAAGGGAACUCGGUCAGUUUUGCUAUGGCUUAUACAAUGACAACCACGAUAUUGCCCUUAUCGGACUGGACCCAAGUAUAAAUUGCUCCGACAUGGUUAAAUUCCUUGGUAAGAAAAGCAUUAGACCAGCUCUGGCUAGUAAAAAGGAAGUCAAAGAGAAGCUCUUUGAUAAGAGUGAGUUGCCUACAGAAAUAAUCCGCCCAGAAAAAAUAAGAGGAAUACUUUUUGCAGCAACCGGUGUAGAUGUGAAACGUUGUCCAAGAUACAAACGUUGCUACAGAAUCAAGAUACCAGAUUUCUUUAGUGUAUCUGUUACAUGA